This is a messenger RNA of Glycine soja, 937 nucleotides long. RefSeq names its product classical arabinogalactan protein 10-like. Lineage: Eukaryota; Viridiplantae; Streptophyta; Magnoliopsida; Fabales; Fabaceae. The coding region runs from base 224 to 712 and encodes 162 amino acids. The record is from RefSeq and is a predicted model, not a curated record. The transcript has a single exon.
ACCAUUCAGAUUUCCCCCAAUCACCACCGUCCAAUCCCCCCGAAUCUCGAGGCCUCACCCUUUAUAAAACCGCACUCAUCAUUUCGUCUCCUCCUCACACUUUUCCAGAUCUUUCGUUUCCGUUCCGUUCAAACAGUUCCUUUUUUCUCACACACUUCCUUUGUUCGUCACCGCAGUUUCAAUCUCAGAUCCAACAUUGUUCAAUCCAAAUUCAACGCAUUCCAUGGCGAAUCCUGCAUCCGCAAGAUUCUCCGCUCUUCUUCUUCUCGUUUCUUUGCUAGUCAACAUCGCCGCCGAAUCGCCGGCUCCGGCUCCGACUCCGAAGCCGGAUUUGCCUCCGUCGUCUUCUCCUCCUUCUCCUACUUCUGCUCCUGCUUCGAACCCUUCCCCGGCCAAUUCGCCGCCAUCUCCAACUCCGGAGCCUUCUCAUCACUCGCCGCCGGCUCCUUCGCCCGGUACCAAUCCUUCUCCGUCUCCGGCUCCUGCUCCGGCGGAUGACGCACAUGACGGAGUUAACCACGCCGGAAUGGGCGGCGUCGACGAAAAAUCGUCCUCCUCCGGUGGAAUGAGUUCCGGCAAGAAAGCGGGAAUAGCGUUGGGAGUUAUCAUCGGUGCCGGAGUGGUUGUGUUGGGAGCGCUGGUGUACAAGAGGCGCCGCCAGAACAUACAACGGUCUCAGUACGGAUACGCAGCGAGGAGAGAACUUCUGUAGGUCAUAAACAUUCAGUAAUGUUCUAGUUUUUCUCUUUUUGGUUUUUAAUUUCAAUUGCAUUAUAAAGUAUUCGUGAUAUCUGAAUUUCAAUUUCAAAAUUCAUUUUACAAAUUACUACAAUUUGUUUUGUUCCUCCUAGCUAGUAGCAAAAUAUAGGUUGUGCAAAAAUUAUCCAUUCGUGUAUUGAAUUUUGGCUAUCUUUGUCCAGGGAUUCCUUUAUCAUUC